AUGUUUAGGGCAAGAAAUCUCAUCCGAUCCACAUCUGCUAUCACCCUCGGGAAUUCAAACCCUAUUAUCUCCUCUCCAUUGUCUUCUAACUUGCCUGCACACAAUUUCCCUAGAGUUCGAAGUUACUUCAGAGAUCGAAACAAAAACUAUGUGAAUCGGUGUCCGAUUAACUUCGGGGUCCUUUUUGUGCCGGAAGCUGAAGCUUUCGUGGUGCAGCGGUGUGGAAAGUUCACGAAGGUUCUACCCCCUGGAGUCAAUUUCUUGGUUCCCUUCUUAGACAAAGUUGCUUACGUGCAUAACUUGAAAGAGGAGGUCAUAAAUGUUCCUAACCAGUCCGCUACCACCAAAGACAAUGUAGAGAUCACUAUUGAUGCUGUGCUCUAUCUCAAGAUUGUUGAUCCUUAUAAGGCUUCAUAUGGGGGCGGCGCAUAUGGGGGUGGAAGUCCUUUAGUUUUAGCUAUUAACCAUGCUCAGGCUGCCAUGCGUAGCGCCAUCGGACUUAUGACUCUUGACAGGACAUUUGAGGGAAGAAACUACCUGAAUGAGAAAAUAUUGGAGGCCCUUAAAACCAGUGAGAGCGCUUGGGGCUUAAGUUGCCUUAGAUAUGAAAUAAGGGAUAUAACUCCUCCGAGAGCGGUGAGGGAAUCUAUGGGGAUGCAAGCAGAUGCAGAACGCAGAAAAAGAGCUCUAAUUCUUACUUCCGAAGGAGAAAGACAAAAGACCCUUAACAAAGCAGACGGAGACAAGACUAGAGAUAUUUUAGAAGCAGAAGCCAAAAAGAGAUCUGUAUGUUUAUUGGGAGAAGGACAAGCACAAGCCAUCAAGGCUAAAGCAGAAGCAGACGCGCAAGCCAUCAAGGUUAAAGCAGAAGCAGAAGCGCAAGCCAUCAAGGCUAAAGCAGAAGCAGAAGCUUACACCAUCAAGGCUAAAGCAGCUGCAACAUCUGAAGGUAUUGCUCUCAUGGCAAAGAAACUCGAGGAAGUUGGGGGUCAAGAGGCUGCGGCUUUGACUAUUGCUGAGCAAUACGUUAAUGCUUUUGGGAAUCUUGCUAAAGAGGGCACAACUGUGUUGCUUCCAUCUUCUGCUUCAGAUCCUGCUAGCAUGAUUUCUCAGGCACUCAGUAUCUACAAAAGAUUGAGUGACAAACCCUCCAAGAUCAAGAAUACUGCACCCCAAAGUUGA
Molecule: messenger RNA, 1182 nt
Organism: Fragaria vesca subsp. vesca
Lineage: Eukaryota; Viridiplantae; Streptophyta; Magnoliopsida; Rosales; Rosaceae
Product: stomatin-like protein 2-like
Exons: 9
Coding region: 1-1182 (393 amino acids)
Cellular component (GO): membrane
Source: RefSeq, a predicted model, not a curated record